This is a messenger RNA of Saccostrea echinata, 2289 nucleotides long. Its product is annotated as G-protein coupled receptor GRL101-like. Bases 1 to 2289 code for a protein of 762 amino acids. Gene Ontology annotation, cellular component: membrane. The transcript has 3 exons. The record is from RefSeq and is a predicted model, not a curated record. Gene Ontology annotation, biological process: G protein-coupled receptor signaling pathway. Gene Ontology annotation, molecular function: G protein-coupled receptor activity; protein binding. Lineage: Eukaryota; Metazoa; Mollusca; Bivalvia; Ostreida; Ostreidae.
AUGUCUAUGACAUUCAUUUUAUUAGAGUAUUGUGGUCCGGAUGAAUUUCGUUGUAGUCGUGCACGAAAUGAAUGUAUACCCUUAACCAAAGUUUGUGAUUUCAAAACCGACUGUCUUUACAAGGAGGACGAACAGCUCUGUGAUUUCAAAACUCUGAAUGACCUUUGCAGCCAGGGCUUAACGUCACCUUCUCCCAAUAUAUCUUUGCAACACAACAUGAAAGACAGCAUUGAAACAGACGUAAACGCCCUCGAUACCCGUUUGAAUCCCUGUUACAAUGGACAGCUUUGUUCAGGUGGCUUCUCUAAUACUUGUUAUCUAUCGUGUCCCACUGGUUGCUCCUGUUUUGGCUUAUCUUUUAUUUGUACCUCUAACAUCGCUCCAGUCUUCGCCACUUCUGUUACGCUAAUGGGUCUAAAACAAGAGAAACUGGAAUUCAGUACCUAUAACUAUGACAAAAUCUAUCGGAAUCUUAUAGAACUUAAGAUAAUUGAUUGUGAAUUGCAAAACUUAAUAAUUGUUGGGUUAGUUCCGAUACAAAUAUUAACUAUUAGCAACAGCACAAUCGAGGAAGUUUACAUUGAAGAUGCUAAUAAUUACCUUCAAUAUUUAAAUAUAGUUAACAGUGAUUUUGGGGAACUAAAAUUUGAUUUGUUGCACGGGUUUAAAAUUUUAGGAUUCGAAUUUUAUGUUCACAAAAGUUUGCUGAGAAAAAUAGUUUCGACACAAUAUCCCAAGUUGACUGGCGUGCAUGUGCACAUGUCGAAGGCCAUUGGUUUUCCGUACAUGGUCCAUCGAUUUUUUAAUAAAGUAGUCAAUUUAUCGUUUUGUGAUAUGCUUGAUCCACCUUAUUCAAGGCAAAAUAUCAUCACACUUGAUCUAAGUCACAAUCUUCUGAAAACCUGGGAAAUUUCACCUUUUGUUAGAAUUUUACAUCUUCAGCAUAAUUUGAUUGAAACCGUAAAUUUCACAGGGGAUCUUUGGCAUUCUCAGGCUCGUUUGAUGUACCUAGAUUUAUCCUAUAAUAUUAUUGAAAAAAUUAACAAAAAAGAUCUCGACGAACUGCCAAAUCUUUUAUAUUUAAAAAUUCAAAAUAAUCGGUUAGUUCAUGUUCAUGAAAGCGCUUUUAAAACCGUUUCAAAACUUUUACAUUUAGAUCUGUCAAGUAAUUACCUCCGUUAUUUAAAACGAAGUCAUUUCAUUUAUUUGUCAAAUUUACAGUAUCUUUACCUUAAAAACAAUAAUAUAAAGGUUGUAGAAGGAAUGUUUGAUGGUCUUAUAAAUAUUCAGUUACUUCAGGUAGAUUCCUUUACGUUUUGCUGUGCUCAACCAAAGGCUGUGAACAAAAUAAAUUGUUCAGCACCGAUCAACGAGAUCUCUUCUUGUUAUAACUUAAUCGACACCCCCCUUCUGACAAUCAUAAUAUGGUAUAUAGCCAUUUUAGCUGUGUUUGGAAAUUUAUUGGGACUGAUUUAUAGAUUUUUGGUCUUGAAGGAGAAGACUAUUUCACCUUUUGUCAUUUAUUCUAUAAAUCUUGGAAUUGCUGACUUCCUAAUGGGAGUGUAUCUUUAUAUCAUUGCUGGUGCUAACUUAGUGUUUAGUGGUAGAUAUGGUUUUGAGGACGACUUUUGGAGACAUAGUCCUUUAUGUGUAUUCGCUGGUGUUGCGGCUACUCUCUCCAGUGAAGCGUCAGCUUUGUUCGUCCUUUCGAUCACCAUUGACAGAAUUCUUAUCAUUCGUUUCCCUUUCUCAGGAUUAAGAAACAACCACUGGGUUCCUAAAAUAGUUUCCUCUUUUGUUUGGAUUCUUUCUCUCCUGUUGGCAUUGUUACCUUUAACCGAAAGUGAAUACUUUAGCGAUUAUUAUUCCAGUUCUGGUAUAUGUAUUACUUUGCCAUUAUCUACUGUACGUAAAUCGGGAUGGGAAUACUCUAUGAGUAUAUUUGUCGGCGCCAAUUUUCUUAUUUUCAUUGCCAUUUUACUUGGACAAAUUGUAAUUUUCGUCGAUGUGGUUCGAAUGGGAAAAGAAGUGAGCUCUCAACGCAAUAUGCAAAGAAGAAGAGAAACCAAUUUAGCCAAAACUUUAAUUGCGGUUGCAAUGACAGACAUGUUUUGCUGGAUUCCCAUCGGAGUAAUCGGUUUGCUAACAUUUAUGGGUAUUGAUGUCACGCCUAAGGUGUACGCCUGGGUUGUUGUCGUAGUUCUUCCUAUAAACUCGGCUCUGAAUCCAAUCAUCUACACAUUCUCAGCAAUUCUAAGGCGCAGGGGACAGCAGGUACGACUCAAAUAA